Ostertagia ostertagi is the source of this 618-nucleotide messenger RNA. The record is from the annotation of a GenBank genome assembly. Lineage: Eukaryota; Metazoa; Nematoda; Chromadorea; Rhabditida; Trichostrongylidae.
AUGUGCGUGAGGGAAAUGGUUGAGGAAGGCCUUACCGUGGAAGAAGCAUGUGCGAAAAUCUACAUGAUAGAUAUCGACGGUCUCAUCACGAAAAGUCGCAUGUCUAAACUAACACCGCGACAUUAUCCAUUCGCAAAAGACAUGGAGGAGACUAAAGAUUUACUUGAAGUUGUCAAAAAAAUCAAGCCUCAUGCCAUUGUUGGUGCCUCGACCAAAGGUGGCGCAUUUACUGAAGAAGUCAUAAAGACGAUGGCCGAAUUCAACGAACGACCGAUUAUUUUCGCUCUGUCAAAUCCGACAGCAAACGCGGAAUGUACUGCUGAAGCUGCUAUUCGUUUAACAGAUGGAAAAGUGUUAUUCGCUUCCGGAUCACCAUUUGAGAACGUCCAAUACAAAGGCAAAACAUACAAGCCAGGCCAAGGCAAUAAUGCCUACAUCUUCCCAGGAAUCGGACUCGGAGCUGUGUUGUUCCGAUCAAAGCACAUUACAGACAAGAUUUUCCUUCUAGCAGCCAGGGAGGUAUCGAAUAGUGUAACCGAGAAAUCUCUGGAGAAAUACUCAAGAGUUUAUCCUCGUCUCAAGGACAUUCGCGAGCUGUCAAUCAAAAUCGCAGUAAUA